AUGGCUGCCCAAAUUACCACUACACCUGAUGCAUCUAAUCAAGCUUCUAGUAAUGGAGAUGUCGAACUCGUAACAGAAAAAUUUGACGAUUUAAUGAAAUCGCAUGACGAUAUUAAACAUAGUGCACUCCAAGAGUCAACUAAUGAAGUUGAAAUCCAGACAGCCCAAGCAGGUUCUGAGCUAUUAUCUGUAAAAAAUUUUGAAGAAUUAGGAUUAGAAAGUGAUUUAUUAAGAGGUCUAUAUGAAAUGGGAUUCUCGAGACCAUCAAAAAUACAAGAGAAAGCUCUACCACUGCUGCUUGCAAAUCCCCCUCAAAAUAUGAUUGGUCAGUCUCAAUCGGGUACCGGAAAAACUGCAGCCUUUGCUUUAACUAUGCUUAGCCGAAUAAAUUACAGUUCAGAGACAACACAGGCAAUGUGUUUGGCACCUACUCGAGAAUUAGCGCGGCAAAUCACGUCUGUUAUAAAGAAGAUGGGGAAAUAUACAAAGUUGACACUCACAGAGGCAAUUAAAGACGGUUACGAUAGAACCCAAAAGAUCAAUUCUCAUCUAAUAGUCGGGACACCCGGUACUCUUACAGACAUGAUCCGAAAACGACUGGUUGAUACUAACAAUGUCAAAAUAUUCGUACUGGACGAAGCUGACAAUAUGUUGGAUCAACAAAGUCUUGGUGAUCAAAGUAUUAGGCUCAAAAAUAUGAUGCCCUCUACGUGUCAGAUAGUGUUAUUUUCAGCGACUUUUUCGGAUCAAGUUAGAACCUUUGCGGAGCGAUUUGCCCCAAAUUCAAAUCAAUUCAAACUGAAAACUGAAGAGCUAUCAGUAGAAGCUAUUAAACAAUACUUUAUGGAUUGUAAAAGUGCAGAACACAAAUUCGAAGUUUUAGACGCUCUGUAUACACUGUUAACAAUCGGUCAAAGUAUAAUUUUUGUGCAGAAACGUGAAACAGCUGAUACGAUUGCGAGGAGAAUGACAGAAAUGGGUCACAAAGUCAUUAAUAUACACGGUGGGCUUUCUCCUACCGAACGAGAUCAGGUGAUGGAUGGUUUUCGUCGUGGGGACGCCAAAGUACUCAUCACCACUAACGUUUUAUCACGAGGCAUUGACGUAUUACAAGUAAAUCUGGUAAUUAACUACGACCUUCCCGUGGAUAUGCACGGUAAUCCCGAUUACGAAACUUAUUUACAUCGUAUUGGACGCACUGGCCGAUUUGGUCGCACAGACCAAAUAAUUAUAACAUCACCAACACCAUAUCAACAAUUCCCUAUCUGUUCAACAAUCCCAAUUGCGAUAAAAAUCCAAUACGAAGGUCUUGCACUUCUCGAAAAUGUAACGCUACAAACUUUAGACGCCGAUACCGGAAAAAUAGCCGAGGACGACUUGUACUAUAUUAGUCGGCAAGAUUUUGACAAUGAUCGAGCAUUUAAUACUACGUUGUUUCUUGAUCCCGGAAUUUAUGUGCCUAAAGAUCAUGACUUGGCGACGGGAAUUUAUACGAUUCAUGCAAUUGGCGAUUGUACAUAUUUAAAUACAACUAGCGGCGAAAAACAGCAUAUACAGAUUUUUAAGGAUGUUAAUUUUACGAUUGUUAACGAUGCUAAUCUGUAG
This is a messenger RNA of Ambispora gerdemannii, 1605 nucleotides long. The record is from the annotation of a GenBank genome assembly. NCBI's taxonomy places the organism in Eukaryota, Fungi, Glomeromycota, Glomeromycetes, Archaeosporales, Ambisporaceae.